Messenger RNA from Sebastes umbrosus (honeycomb rockfish), 598 nucleotides. Its product is annotated as trypsin inhibitor ClTI-1-like. The transcript has 5 exons. The coding region runs from base 163 to 450 and encodes 95 amino acids. Gene Ontology annotation, molecular function: protein binding; serine-type endopeptidase inhibitor activity. The record is from RefSeq and is a predicted model, not a curated record. NCBI's taxonomy places the organism in Eukaryota, Metazoa, Chordata, Actinopteri, Perciformes, Sebastidae.
ACGUCAAAGAUGAACUUUCAAGCCCACCUGUACAUUGCUCCAUUCAUUUCCACAUGUGUGUGACUGUACAGACAGCUCGACAAGUUGUGUAUUAAAGGAAAACACAAGGUGUGAAACACACACCUGCUGCCCACAGAGACUCGAACACACACUGGUCGAGUCAUGAAGCUGACUGUGCUGCUCUGUUCUGCUCUGCUGCUCUCCUUCUGUGGUGAGUUCAUAGAGGGGGAGAUGUGUGGAGAACACGACGACUGUCCUGAACACAUGGAGCCCACAAAGGACGAAUCGCUGGGGCCUGGCUGUGAGGAGUUUACAGGGCCACUUUGCACCAAGGAGUAUGAUCCAGUAUGUGGCAGUGAUGGAAAGACCUACUCCACCAAAUGUGUUCUCUGCCAGAAAAACAGAGAAAAGAUGACAGAAGUGAAAGUGAUAAGCAGAGGGGAGUGCUAACCUGUGUCCUGAGACCUGAGACACACACCUCUGGCUGACCUGAGACACACACCUCUGGCUGACCUGAGACACACACCUCUGGCUGUGUAAUAGGCACAUCAUAUCAAUUCCCUGCAUCUUGCCUUCUCAAUAAAGUUACAUACUGCAA